UCCAAAAAUCAUUAUUUGAUCUUUACUCCAGAAUUGUACUGGUCUCGUUUUCCGAUUAAAUCCUCGGCCGGAACUUUGAUUGGCCGAGGGAGGUGUCAAUCUGCUGGUGGGCGGAGCCUCUGAGCUCCAAAAGACUCGUUUAUGAGUGUCGGCGUGUUUUUCAGCGGAGAAACUGAAGAGACGUAGAAGAGGAAGAAAAAGUCCAGUUCUCCAGUUGUUUCUUCUGGAAGAGAGGACGAAGAAGAAGAAAGAGAAAGAGAAAAAGAAAAUAAACUUUUUCAUUUUUAGUCUACUAAUAUUUAAACUUCUGUGCCGGAGAUUCGAACCUUCAGCCUGCGGACAGACAGGCAGAGAGACAGCUGGACAAAGAGAGACAGCAGUCCCUCUGUGAGCUAAUUGAUCCUGGACAGAAAGUGAGACAGCCAGCAUCUGUCUAUCUUCUUGUCUUUGACCUGUCUGUCUCUCAGCCUGUCUGUGGUUCCCGGAGGAUGGCACCGGGGCGUGUCGCCGCCGUCCGCCGGCCCCGAGGCCCCUUCGGCGGCCACAAGAAGCUCUGACAUCCCGUUGAGCCAGUACCGGACCCGGAUCAACUGCCCCGUACUACUACUACUGCGGGUUGAGGAGACCACAUGGGCUCAGGAUGCCCUCAGAGGUGACUGUCGGGCUGGUCCUCAGGGUGUUGCUGCCCCUCAGCUUGACUGCAGCUUGUGCGUUGAGGUUUAAUGGAUUCUCUCUGGUCUACGUCCUCCUGCUACUGCUGCUGCCUCUACUGCCAGGACCACCCACGUCCUCCCCCACAGGUAACGCGUGUCCCUGUGUGAAGGCCGUGUGCGUCUCCAGCUUCCUCUUCCUGUUGCUUCAGUCUUUCUUCCAGCUGAAGUCCACCACGCUGCAGCCAGACAACAACUGUACGUCGUGGCACAAAACUCUGGCUCAGCUCGGCCUGGUCAGGUAA
Messenger RNA from Gasterosteus aculeatus aculeatus (three-spined stickleback), 955 nucleotides. The record is from RefSeq and is a predicted model, not a curated record. NCBI's taxonomy places the organism in Eukaryota, Metazoa, Chordata, Actinopteri, Perciformes, Gasterosteidae.